UCUCCAUAACCCUCCCCACUCCAUGACCAGCCCAAAUACCCACAACCCCGUCACCAUCCUAUCCCUAACACAUUAAAUCAUUUAUUUCCCCAGCUACACGAUCCGGGAGCCGGAGGACUGCCUGUGGGGUCUUGAGGCCAGCGGCGGCAACUGGACAGGCAUCGUAGGGACUCUUCAGUAUGAAAAGGCCGACUUCUCCAUGGACCUCACCCUGACGCCCCAGAGAGCAGCGAUAGUGGAGUACGGGAGGGUGUACAUCGGGGAAGAAAUGGCCAUCUUGUCCCUGAAGCCAAGGCCACUACCCGAGUACUUAGCUUUGUUCAGGCCCUUAGAAGUUUUGUGUGCAGAUUCCAAGACUGUUGAGGCAUACUGUUCUGUGCCUUCUUUUAACGAACGUGAUUCCUCUCGACAGCUGAUGCUCGGAGUGUGGCUCCUCGUGUGUCUGGUGCUGAGGACCUCGUACACCUCCUCGCUGACCUCCCACCUCGUGGUGCAAGGCGAGUCUUCCGCUAUAAAUGACAUGGAGACGCUGGUCAGACUACACGGGGAAGAAGGACGGCAGUGGGGCACGCAAAUUUUCUCUGGAGCAUUCAACAUUUUCCUGAGUAGCGGCUCAAACCCAGUCUACCACACCAUGAAGACACACAUGCAG
Messenger RNA from Eriocheir sinensis (Chinese mitten crab), 652 nucleotides. RefSeq lists its product as uncharacterized. Lineage: Eukaryota; Metazoa; Arthropoda; Malacostraca; Decapoda; Varunidae. Gene Ontology annotation, cellular component: membrane. The record is from RefSeq and is a predicted model, not a curated record. Gene Ontology annotation, molecular function: ligand-gated monoatomic ion channel activity. The transcript has 2 exons. The annotation marks the transcript as partial.